Molecule: messenger RNA, 705 nt
Organism: Symsagittifera roscoffensis
Lineage: Eukaryota; Metazoa; Xenacoelomorpha; Acoela; Convolutidae
Product: ATP synthase F(0) complex subunit C3, mitochondrial-like
Exons: 1
Coding region: 121-483 (120 amino acids)
Biological process (GO): proton transmembrane transport; proton motive force-driven ATP synthesis
Molecular function (GO): proton transmembrane transporter activity
Source: RefSeq, a predicted model, not a curated record
CAUAUGCUUAAUUAAAUUUGGUUUGGUUAAUCUCAAUUCUGCGCUUUCAGAUCAGUUUCUCUGAUUCUUCACAUCUCGUCUCAGCUACAGUCUUAACAAAAAACAAUUCAAAUCUCAACAAUGUCUGCCCUCGCCAGAGCUGCUAGAUUCACUCCACGAGUGACCCUCAUUAGCCAGACAUCCGGAGCACGAGCAGUGUCGGCCGCCGUCACCGUGCAGCCGCAGCAACUAUUGCACACGACUGCAGUUAGACGAGACAUCGACUCGGCCGCCAAGUACAUCGGAGCCGGAGCUAGCGCAGCAGGAGUAGCCGGAUCUGGAGCAGGAAUCGGAAGCAUCUUUGGAUCUAUGUUGAUCGCCUACGCUAGGAACCCCUCAAUGAAGCAACAGUUGUUCUCAUUUGCUAUUCUGGGAUUCGCCUUGUCCGAGGCUAUGGGACUAUUUUGUCUCCUGGUUGCAUUCUUGAUCCUGUUCGCUUUGUGAGCGAAACUGGAGCGGAAUAUUACAACUAGAGGCUGGCACACAACAGUUGAACCAAGAGCACAUUUACUCGCAAGCUGGGACAUAGAUUAAUUCACGAAACUCAAUGCUCUGAGCUGAUCUUUUACUCACUGAUGUAGUACCACUAAUUGACGAUAAUUUGUAUCUAUGUUGCGAACUUGAAAUUACUACUGUUAACGGAGACAAUAUAUCAUGUUAACCUGA